GCGCUGGGGCGGCAGCAAUCGUGAGCGUAUCGCGAGUAGCGUGCAAGAAAAAAGUGUAUUCAGCAGCUUUUGUGUAGAAAAACGUUUUGUGUCAAAGUUUAAAAGUCAAUAGCAAUUAAACUAAUCAAGGCUAAUGGCAAUCGAGCAAAGCAAUUGAAGUAAUUGCACUGCCUUACAGUGAUUUUUCUGCUUUUUUGAGCUUCAUAUGCAAACAAUCUCGCGCCGAUAAAAGCAAUUAGGUCAACAACAAAAGCAAUCGAUAGUAGAGGAAUUGCACGGGAGUUGCAAAAUCGAGCGAGUCAUGUGAGGAAUUGUGCAAAAAUAAAGCAAAGCAGCUUUUAUAGUAAAAUCCGUAGCGGGUGUGUGUGCGUUUGAGCUCGCUUAGUAAAAGCCGCAACAGCGCAUUACCUGCUCUGUAAUUACGGCAAUUAUCAGUGAUCGCUUGACGUCAGUCGCAUGUUGUUAUUUUUGUGAUUUGAACUACGAACUCUCGGUUGCAAAUACCUUGUUGUUGCCUUUGCUUAAGUGCUAUGUAAUGUGCAGUGAGAAAUAUUUGUUUCGAAAAUGUUCGCCGCUGCUGGGAAAGCAAAUCGACGUAAGGACUGCAAGUUGCCGCUAAGUUCGAACGAAAACAAGUCGGUAUCGAGAUUGAAGGGCAUGAAAAGCUGGUGGAACAACUAUUCCUGUGUAGCCAGCAAUAAGUCGCCGCGUACGACGCGCUAUCUAGCCAAGGCCGCUGCCGCGUUACCCGUACAUCAGAAGCUUUCACCUGCCGAGCAGCAGUAUGAGUCAUAUGUGCAGGCCACAGUAGCGGCGAAUGCCAAGUCACCGGUGGAACAGCUGGUGCCGCCACCACCACCGCCGCGCCGGCAUGUGCCACAGAAACGUCAGCUGCUGAGUCCUAGCAACGGUGAAACGGAACUUACAGACACAGAUGCGAUCGAUAGAAAGCCAUCGCAGCAGUCAGAUAAUGUGGCACCAUCGAGUGAAGCCAUAGCUAAAGUGCCUAUUGUCGUACCAGCAAGCACGAAUGGCGCCGAUACAAGCGCUGCAGCAGAUGCUCAAACAUUGUUUAGCAUACGCGAGCAGAUGGCGCUGAGCUUAAAACGAAUGAAAGAUUUGGAAGAGCAAGUCAAAUCUAUACCGGAACUUCAAAAUGAGCUGACGCAGCUGCGUGAUGAGAAGCAGCGCUUGCAACAAACAUUACAGCGGAAAGAAGAUGAGCUGCUGCGCGCACGUGAACCGCCGCGACUUUCAUCCUCGCCGAGUCCGGUCACAAGUGCUAAGAAUGGUUCACCCGUGCAGUUUACGCCACAACGCAUUAGUCCAGUGUCUUUGGAAAGCUUGGGCUCUCGAUUGCGCGCCAACUCAAGCAGCUCGGAGCGCCAGUUGCGCACACCGACUACACUUAAGCGCGAUGUGGGUACCAUGUGCGGACUGCACGCAAAAAGAGAUGUAGCCGUGGGCAGUCCGGUGCACAUGGUGCGCAGCGUAGGUACGAGCCCUGCACAGCAGUUAAAUAGCAUUACUGAAGCCCUUUACUCGCAAUGGGAAAUGGAGGAGCAUACGCAAGUAGCAAUCACGCGUUACGAGGAAGAACGCGCACUGCAGCAACUGAAGAAGAUGACGCAUAUCGGCACACAAAUACAAGCGCCACACAGUGUUGAUAGGGGUGCACAAACCACAGCAGCGCCGAAAGUGCCCAAGAGCUCAGUGAGCGUUAUGGUGAGUCCAGCAACGAGAGAUGCUUAUGUCAAUUGCCGUGCUGAAAUGCGCUCCACAGCUUGUUCAGAGGACAAUAUACUGGAUCCCUUGUGUGAGAAAUGUAAUAUCGUGAAGCGUAGCAUCGCCUGCAGCACCGAAGACCCCGGCUUCAUUAAAGUAAAAUCAGUUUCAUUGAAACUACUCGAUUCACCUGAGUUUCUACGUAGCAAGACUUUCUCAUUAGGCGAACAUGAUCGACUCGGGCGUAUACUGAAGACCACAGGCACGCAAUACACGCCAGUCUCCGUGAAUAGCGCCGGCUGCCAAACCGCAACCACAUACGUACACGCUGUCGGUGUGCAAUGCAUGCCCGAACAGCGUCAUGCCAGCGUACAAAGUGAGAUUGCGUGCGACACGCGUUUUACAGACACACGUGAUUUAAUACGGCUCUGUACAACGCAAACUAGUACCGAAGCGUACAUACCGCCACCCGUUGUCAUUGAAGAGCCACCUAAAAAGGAAGAAAACCCCGCGCCACCUAAACCAAUAACGCGUUCAACUGCCAGCAAUACGGAUAAGCCACGCACCGUAGAUUACGGCAUAAAUACUUUACCACCUGCGCCCAUACGUCAUACCGCAGCCAACACAGAUUCGGUGCGUAAACGGGACAUAGGUUGCGGCGACGUAGUCAAGCCACAUAUUUCUAUUGCCUGCGCCGAUAAUUACUGUGAUUCCUGCAAGGAUGCGAUUAAAAAUUUGGCUAAAGACUUCUCGAAAGUGCUGUCGCCUCAAUCGCCGCCAUCGCCACGCCUGCGUCCACCCGCACCCGUACGUAGCGCAUCCAUGGAUUCGCGCAUACCGCUGCGCAAAAAUGUACCACCCAGCCCCAGCCCAGUACGGCGCACUUUUCAGCGGCAGAACACAUACACAAUAACAACAACGUCGGAAAAACAGUCCACAAAGCCAACACAGAGUUCGUUGCACGAGAAACCGCCAUCAGCAGCCCAUUUUCUGCCACCGGAAUCUGCCAGCGAAACGCAGAGUUUCAUAAGCGAGCCAAAAUCUACUGCGCCUAUCGUCGGUGUCAAGGUUACGCCACCUAAAGCAAACACAUCCCUAACUGCCCCUUCCUCAGCCGCAAAUUCGCGACGAGCCUCCGAUGCCAGUCAAAAGACCGUUGAACCGUUGGAGGAUAGCAAAGUGGAUGAGACUACACCACUACAACCGAGUCUCGAUGGAGUAAUUGUGCGCGAGGAGAAACGUGUGAGUGUCAGCUGGUCUCGUGAUGCAUCACCAGCGCCGCUUAAAGAUGGCGCUUCGCCAUAUCGUUCCUUGGAGAGUUCUUUCAAUGAGAAGCUCCGGGAAUCCACAUUGGAAACAGCAGCGGCAGUGUUAGUUGAGGAGAGUGAAGAAAAGGAGCAAACUGGAAUAGAAGUUGAUAUGUCAAAGGGCGCACGUCGCAAGACAACAAUACAGAAAUCUAGUCAUAUCCCAAGAAAGCAAGUCGGUAGCGUUGAAAAGACGGUGAAAACAGAGCAUGAGUCGCAGACAGAUAAGACCGAAGAGCAGGAACGUCCGCCAUCGAAAGCGCUACUGCAAAAACUGGCAAUGGUUGAGGCGGAGCCACGACAAAAAUUCGUUCCGCCUACCGAGAUGCUGAAUGCUUUGAAGACCAUCAAUAAUUCGCUGUUGAAGAAAAUGGACGCGAAGUCUCUAUCGGCGGCUAGCUUGAAAGCAUCUAAAUUGGUGAUCCAACAGGAAUGGUUCCGGAUCUCUAGCACCGAGAAGGCGAAUCCACACGAAGUCGAGGACUAUUUAGACUGUUUUGAGGAAAUGUCGGUAUCGCUGUUGGAGUACUGUGUCAAUAUGGUGGACGCCAAUGGCAACACUGCAAUGCAUUAUGCGGUCUCGCAUGGCAAUUUUGACGUCGUAUCCAUACUACUCGAUUCAAAGGUUUGCAAUGUAAAUCAAAUGAAUAACGCUGGAUACACUUGUGUGAUGCUCGUCUCAUUGGCAAAGCUUAAAAACGCUGCGCAUCGCACAGUCGUACAACGACUGUUCCAGAUGGCCGAUGUCAAUAUACGAGCCAAAAAGCACUGCCAGACCGCAUUGAUACUGGCUGUUUCCCAUGGUAAUAAAGAGAUGGCGGAGCUGCUGUUGGCCGCCGGUGCAGACAUCAACAUACAGGACGAGGACGGCAGCACAGCGCUGAUGUGUGCUGCCGACAAUGGACGCACGGACCUGGUUAAGCAUUUGCUGUCACAGCCUGAUUGCGAUUCGCUUUUAGUGGAUGUGGAUGGCGCUACGGCUUUCAAAAUUGCCUGGCAGGCUGGACAUCGGGACCUUGGCUUGUUGCUGUACGUGCACGAGCAAAUGCUGCGCAGCAAGCAGCCCAAUCGCGGCGACGCCACGCGCGUUUCGCUGGAGUUGCCGCGCGGCUCGAAGCCCACUUAAUGCGGGCUAAGGAGGCAGCAGUAAAUUGUAAAACCCUGGAAAGGUUUUUUUUUUGGAGUAAAGUGAUUUAACUAAAUCGAAAACGUAAAUUUUUAACUAAAUUAUUUGAAGAACAUUGCAAACGAUGCCAGCCAAAAAAAAAAAAAAAUGGACGAACAAAUUAGACAGUUUUUUCUUAAAAUUAGUAGUUUUGCUAUUAGAGUGGCAUUAAACAUAUAUUACUUAAAUGAAAUAACUUAGUAGUACUUUAAGUUUAGUUUAAAAUUCUCGAAGAAUUGUGCGAGCUAUACUAAAGAUUUUAUAAAAGCUUUUGAAAAGACAGCAGCAUAUCAAACGUUAAUGCCAAUUUUUGACGAGCACUCACUAACAUUCCACUCAAGUUUUUGUAGGAAAAUUUGCAAAAAGAACAAAAUUUUUAAACUAAAGAAACGAAUCUGCGAAAACGAAAUUAAUGCUAUGCUAAUAUUGGAAAUGAAAAAUUAAUAAAACAUUUUAAUAUUGGCACAAAAGAAGAAAGAUACGAGAAACACAAAAAAUUCACAAAAUUAUUUAACAAUUUUUUUCCAAAUUAAAUUAAUAAUUUUUAAUUAAUUAUGCAGCUCUUUAUUUAUUUACGUUUACACAGGGUAUUUCAAAACUAAUGCGAGAUUUAAAUGUGACGCAACUUUAAAAUCGCUUCACGCUUUUUACGAAGUUGAAACACUAUUCCGAGCAUAUUUUUUAUGAUAUUUUUAUUUUUAUUUACUGAAGACACAUUUUAACGUGUAACGCUCCAUUUGUACUAAUCUCAAACUGUCAGCCCUCGAGUUUACCCUUUUUUUAGGGGUUUCAAGAUUUUACUACAUAAAAUGCGACACGAAGUAUCGUCAAACAAAUCGAAAAUGAGUUGUUUAUUGCUUACGAAUCAUUAUAUCAUAUUACAUACAUGCAGCAUAAAAUUUCCAGCUUCCGCUAACAUAUAUAACCAACAGAUAACCAAUAUAUAA
Molecule: messenger RNA, 5144 nt
Organism: Bactrocera latifrons
Lineage: Eukaryota; Metazoa; Arthropoda; Insecta; Diptera; Tephritidae
Product: KN motif and ankyrin repeat domain-containing protein 1-like
Exons: 9
Coding region: 565-4158 (1197 amino acids)
Biological process (GO): negative regulation of actin filament polymerization
Cellular component (GO): cytoskeleton; cytoplasm
Molecular function (GO): protein binding
Source: RefSeq, a predicted model, not a curated record